This is a messenger RNA of Cicer arietinum (chickpea), 1146 nucleotides long. Its product is annotated as protein VASCULATURE COMPLEXITY AND CONNECTIVITY. The record is from RefSeq and is a predicted model, not a curated record. NCBI's taxonomy places the organism in Eukaryota, Viridiplantae, Streptophyta, Magnoliopsida, Fabales, Fabaceae.
AUCAUAUUUAAGAUUUUGGAGCUAUUUGAGUCGAGACAGGACCACAUUCCCUGGCCACACUAUUCACACCAACUUUUAUUCUCCAUAACACUGACUCACUGAAAGAGACUCUCAAAAACACAAACACAACACACACAGAUCAAAAGAGAAAAUGGAGAGAAAAGUUAUGGUUGUUUGCUGCUUUGUGGGCUUCUUAGGGCUCUUGUCUGCUGUAACCAGCUUUGCUGCUGAAGCUACAAGGAUUAAGGCUUCUCAAAUUCAGUUUAUUUCACCAAAUCAGUGCACGUAUCCUCGAAGUCCGGCUUUACCACUUGGUUUAACUGCGGCGCUGACCCUUAUGAUAUCUCAAAUUAUCAUAAAUAUUUCAACUGGCUGCAUUUGUUGCAGAAGAAGUGUGCGGGUCCCUGAUUCCAAUUGGACUGUGGCACUGGUCUGCUUUGUUUUCUCCUGGUUCACGUACGUAUUCGCGUUUCUCCUGUUGCUAACCGGUGCUGCACUGAACGAUCAGCGCGGACAAGAGAGUGUAUACUUUGGCACCUACUACUGCUAUGUUGUAAAACCUGGAGUGUUUGCUGGUGGUGCAGUUUUAUCCCUUGCUAGUGUUGCAUUUGGAAUUAUGUAUUACAUAACCAUAAUGAAGGGAAAGAAUGGUAGCAACACUUUUGGUGAUUCAUCAUAUCCUAAUCAAGGGACCAUAGCCAUGGGACAACCACAGAUUCCAACUCAAAUAAAUCAAGACCCAGUAUUCGUGCACGAAGACACAUACGUAAGACGACAGUUUGGUCUUUUUGAUUAACUGUUUGUCAAUAUUAAAAACUCAGGGUCGUAUAACUCAGUUUCCAUGACUUGAUUUUUUUUGGAAAUUGCUUUAGUCAAAACUUGGUUUAUAUGUAUUGCUAGGAUUUAGUACUGUUUUAUUAGUUUCGUGUACAUGUUUCACCGAAAAAUGCAUUCAGAUAUUAUGAAUUUCGUCCUGUUUAUAAUUGGAUGCUCCAUUCAAAUAAGGUUUUUCAUCGCAGAUGUGUGAUAUUGCACACAUAAAAUUCCAGAUUCAUUCUUGAGGAAUUCAUUCAAGAUUCUCCCCCUAAUCAUUGUUGAACUAUUUAGUACUUAAACUUUGACACUUUGGAUUAAAGGUCUUUGACA